Messenger RNA from Papilio xuthus (Asian swallowtail), 3153 nucleotides. RefSeq lists its product as uncharacterized. Lineage: Eukaryota; Metazoa; Arthropoda; Insecta; Lepidoptera; Papilionidae. Bases 1 to 3153 code for a protein of 1050 amino acids. The record is from RefSeq and is a predicted model, not a curated record. The transcript has a single exon.
AUGUCCGCUAUAUCCGGACCAAUGAACAUGGGUGCCGUACGACGACAGGCGACUGAGCAAGGGAGCUCACGAAAUAUGGCGUUAAUGUCCGGUGUAACUACAGCCGAGGCAUUAACGAGACAAAGCUGCCGUUCAAAGUCUGUGAAGUCGACAAGCUCGUCUGUGAGAAGACGCGAGUUAUUGGCCAAAGAAAGAUUGGCUCAGGCGGAAGUUAAUCUAGCUCGCAUAGAGUUAGAGCGCAUACAAUGCGAGGAGGAGGAAUGUUCGGCUGAGGAACCGGGCGAUAAUAUGUCCCGGGUUGAAGAUUGGUUGCAUACGUCGCAACAAGGCGAUUGCCAAGAAGAAAUAAAGCCGUGUAAUAAAUAUUCCCCUCAAGAAAAUGAAGCCGCCGAGCAAGAAUGCAGUUCGACAAAGAAAAUUACGUCGGAAGUAGAAGCUCUCACAAUCGCUUUAAAGGAAGCAAUGUCUACAAGAGAAGGUUCAUCUGCGCAGCCAAAAUUUAUUUAUGAAUUGCCUUUUUUUGACGGCAACAUCGAAGAAUGGCUGGCCUUUAAAGUUAUGUAUGAAGACACCGCUUUUAUGUUCAGCAGUGUACAAAAUAUGGCGCGGCUGAGACGGGCAAUUAAGGGCAACGCUAAAGAAGCGAUUAAAAGUCUAUUAUUCUCAGACACAGGCCCAGACGAAGUUAUGCGAGCCCUCGGCCGGAGGUAUGGUCGUCCAGAUGCUUUAGUUAUGGCGGAGUUAGACAAAAUAAGGUCGCUCCAACGUAUAAGUGAAAACCCGAGCGAUAUAUGUGCGUUCGCAAAUCAAAUAAAUAAUAGCGUCGCUACAAUAAGAGGUCUGAAAAAGCCAUAUUAUCUUCGAUCACCUGAAAUGUCAAGGCAAAUUCUCGACAAGUUGCCGUCUGUUUUAAAGUUUAGAUGGUACGAUUACGCGGCAAAAAUAGACGAAGACGAUUGCUCGGACCUCGAGUCGAUAUCUACGUUCCUGAAUAACGAGGCAGACAAAUGUGGGGCCUUUGCCACUGUAAAUCUAAAAAGCGGCUGCAGAAGAAACACGAGAAGUUUAGUGAACUCUACACGUCAACUAGAUCAAAGCGAGCCACAAACGAAAGAAAUUAAAUGUCCAUUGUGCCAAGGCAAUCAUUUUCUUGUGGCUUGUCAAAACUUUAGGGACAAGUCCACACAAGAUAGAUGGGUAACGGUUAAAAGUAUAGCCGUUUGUUUUAAAUGUCUUCGUCAUAAAUUUACGAAAGGUUAUUGUCGCAGUCCGCCGUGCAAGAUAUGCAGGCGAGGACACCACACAAUGUUACAUUAUAAAAGAAGCGAACGUUUGAAUAAUGAGCAAGCCUCGUCACAAGAAGUUACAAUCGAGGCGCAACAAAUCAACACGGUACAAGCCCAGAAAGCCUAUCUUAAGAUGAUCCGUGUCGAAGUAUUUGGAAGCAAAGGGUCUAAGAGAAUAAUGGCGCUUUUAGACGAAGGCUCUACAGUGUCUUUAUUAAACGCCGAUGUGUCUCAAGAAAUUGGUUUAUCAGGCCGCACGGAAAGUCUUGUUUUGGAAACCGUAGGCGGCAAACGCAUAAUCGAGACUGAUUCCCAGAAAAUUAACUUAAAGAUAAAAGGAAUUCACCAAAACAAAACAAGGGUUUUACAAGGCGUGCGUACGGUGCAAAAUCUCAAGCUUGCGUCACAGUUAUUAGAGAAGACAAAGCUUGAAACUUAUUCCCAUCUGAGGGAAUUUAGCGACACAUUGUAUUACGAAGAAGAACCACCUCAGCUUCUUAUAGGGCAAGAUAACUGGGAGUUUAUUAUCUCUCGGGAGGUCAGAAAAGGAAAGCCCGGACAGCCAGUUGCGUCCAUGACAAAACUAGGAUGGGUAUUGCACGGAUUAGAUAUGGGAUAUGGAAAAUCCAUCCGCCUUUCUGAGAAAUGUGCACACGUUAAUGGAAUCGACGACGAAAUGCACAUGACUAUUAAGGAACACUUCUCAAUAGAGGCCCUUGGAGUACAACCCAAAAGGCCGAGUACUGACUCGGAAGGAAAAGCUUUAGCGCUUUUAGAGGCAACGUGUAAGCGCCUCUCAGAUGGCCGAUUCGAAGCAGGUCUUUUGUGGAAAAACAAAGAUGAAAUAAUGCCUAAUAACUACACAUCUGCGGAAAAUAGGCUAAAAUAUAUUGAAAAAAAGCUUGAUAGAAAUCCGGAGCUGAAAAUGAAAUAUAACGAACAAAUUCAAAAGCUUAUCGAAAAUAAAUACGCGGAAGAAGCUCCCAUCGGUUCAAAAUCAAAUCGUCUGUGGUACCUGCCUCACUUUUCUGUUGAGCACCCUGUAAAAAGAAAAUUAAGAAUUGUAUUCGACGCAGCGGCUAGGUAUCAAGGAAAAAGUCUUAACGACGCUCUGUUACCGGGUCCCGAUCUACUACAAUCGCUCUUCGGUGUCCUUUUACGGUUUAGACAAGGUCCGUACGCAGUUGCGGCAGACAUUCGAGAAAUGUUUCUACAAAUUCGAAUUAAGCCCGAUGAUAGAGAUAGUUUGAGAUUUCUGUGGCGCGGCGAUCGUCGUGAUAUACCGCCGAUUGAAUAUAGAAUGACGUCUGUCGUCUUUGGUGCGACGUCAUCUCCCAGUAUAGCCAUUUACGUGAAGAAUAAGAAUGCCGCCGACUUUAAAGAACAGUACCCGGAAGCUUUUCAAGCCAUAGACAGGAAUCAUUAUAUGGAUGAUUAUUUGCAUAGUUUUCAUACGGAGGAAGAGUUCCUAAAGGUGACAAAGCAAGUCGAUGUAAUCCACAAAAAGGCAGGUUUCGAACUCAGAGGUUGGACUUCAAACAAACCAUCUCUGCUAAAUGGUUUUAAUAUUGAAAAUCCGGAGACAAAAGAAGUAAACCUAGUUGAAAAAGAAGAGAAAACGUUGGGUCUACGAUGGUUGAUCGAAGAGGAUACUAUAGGUUUCCGGGCUAACCUACGCAACACACCGACAGACAUCGCGCGAGGCGAAAAGGUGCCCACUAAAAGGGAAGUUACAAGCGCCGUCAUGUCUACGUUCGACCCUUUAGGUUUGGCAUCGCCAAUAUUAAUACAGGGCAAGAAACUUCUUCAACACAUAUGGAGAAGCGGUGUAGAUUGGGACGACAAGAUAGAAAACAGCAUUCGAUAG